AUAAAGGAGAAGAUUAUAUGGUUAGAAACUGUUUGCGUUGUCAUUCUCCAUUGACGGUCUCCUUGACAACACGGACGGAAGUGGCGUUGAUUUUCGCGCAAGGAAACUCGUCCCGCUCCUGGCGCGCCAAAUUUCAAAGCACUUCCUGGGGAGAGGAGGCGAUAAGAUUUACCACGGGGCGCAAAUAAAAGGCUCGCGUAGCGUUUUACAAAACGUAUACCUUCGUGUUCGGGAAUGAAGAUCAGCUAUUGAUCAUCUCGCCGGACCGCUACCAGUCCACUUCUGAUGUUUAAUUGACCCGUGCUGCAGCGUUUUAGUUUGCCCUUUUAAAUAUUUUUUUAAUAUUUUAGCAUGGCGUAUUUUAUUUAAUAGGGAAAAGAAGCUUUUCUAAGAGUCCUGUUUGAAAGCGUUCGAUGGAGGACGUCUGUGUGAGUGCUCUGUGUUGAGGUUAUUUGUGGGCCGUCAGCAUGUCGUCAGCGGUCCAGCCGUGCUUUCAGUUGUUGAGGAUUGGAGUGUGUGACGCAGACAACGGUGACUCUCAGGGAAACGCGUCGUCAGACUCCGUCCGUGACCUGUACACUUUCCGGCCCGCUCUGGCCCGGUGUGUGUUUCGUCUGGGACGUGCCACGGAGCUGUGUGACGUCACUCUGGAGUCCAUGGUCGUGUCCCGUAUCCAUGCGGAGCUCCACGUGGAGAGAGAACCUGACGCCUCUGGAGAAGAGAGCUGGAAAGUGCAAGUGAAGGAUCGCAGCAGUUAUGGCACAUGGGUAAAUGACAUGCGCCUCCAACAAGGGGUCUUAAAGGAGAUCUUUGACGGCGACACGCUCACCAUCGGCGGCCAAUCAGGACGGGCCAGUCCAGAGUUCUACUUCCUUUUCCAGAAAGUACGGGUCCGUCCGCUGGACUUUGACGCCAUCACUGUGCCCAAAGCGGGCUCCUUCUCGUCCGACAUAAAGAACCGGAUCAGAACGAGCUCGGACCGUAAACCCGACCCGGCUCUGGACAUCUCGAAGCUGUCCAUCAACAGAGCCACGGUCAUCCUCAACUCCAUCGGCAGCCUGAGCAAGAUGAACGGCAGCUGCUGGACCUUCAAGAAGAGCGAAAACACCUUCAGCACGCCGCCCUUCGCCGCUCUGGCCCCGCCCACCACUCCGCCUCCUUUCCAGGCCGUGGGAGAGAUUUCAUCCAAGUCUGUCCCGCCCUCCUCAAAGAGCCGGCGUAAGUCCGCUCACACGGUCCUGCUGGAGGACGACAGCUCGGACGACCCGGCGAGCCGCAGGGACCUGGAGGACGGCCGCAGGGGCCAAGCCAAGAAGAGACGGCGGCUCUACAAAUCAGAGUCCGAGGUGUUUCAGCCCCCUCCGCCCAAACUGGACGUGAUCAAACACUCCGCCGCCAGCGUCUUCAGCGUGCCGCCCACCCGGCAUAUCCUGACCGUAUCGAGUCACGCCAAAGGCAACGGCAUCGGCAUGACGCCCCUGCGCCCGCAGAAGCCCUGCUUGUCUGGUCCCGGCAGGAGGCCGAGGGCCCACAGCUCUCCCGUAUUCACCGGCCUCGGGGGGGGAUGUGAGAGUUACGGCCUGACCUCGCCGGCAGCCAGGAUGAGCAAGACCGACAAGAGCAGGGCCGUGAUGUCUCGCUUCCAGGCCUCCACUGGGCGUCGACGUGGAAGGCCCAGAAAGCACCCUCUGCCUCAGCCUUCCCUGCCGUCUCCCUCUUCAUCCUCCUCCUCCAGCUCUUCCUCGUCGUCCUCGUCCUCCUCCUCGUCCUCGUCGUCCUCAGAAGAUGAAGAUGAGUGCGUGCCUGCGUGUCAGGCCGUGGAGCCGUGCGCGGCGUCUCGCUGUCGUCUCCCGCAGCAGGACACGGUGCAGUGGAUCCAGUGUGACGACUGCGACGCCUGGUAUCACCUCGACUGCUUGCCGCACAACCACAACCGAGACUCGCUGCUCCUCGACCCCAGCGCCGACUUCCGCUGCGGCUGCCAUCGCUCCAGACACCGCUGACGGCCAGCCGCUUUGAACUGGUCCGGAUGCAGGGAGGGUGUUGGAUUUGCACAAGAGCGUCCAAACACCGGAUGCUUUCUGACUGCUUCCGGUAUACAGAUCUAUUCAAUAUACUCCAAUGAAACCUUUAAAAUGCCAAAAAAAAAAAAAAAAAAAUGAAAUAAGCUUGCAUAUGAAAAUGGGAAUUUAUAUUUUUAAAAGAAUGAAUUAUGGAGGAGGAUUUGGCUGGGCUUUGGUAUCUAAACAUGCUUAUUAGCUGGUAUAUAACAUGUUAUCAUUGAAUACUGUAUGUUUGAGAAUGAGCGAUGAGGAUAUAUAUAAUAUGAUGUCUCGUUCAAGCAUUACUCUGGCUUUUUAUGUAAUUUCAGAACUUUUAGUAACAAUCAAAUCACCUUUCUGUGGUCAGUGAACCCCUCGGGCUGUUUCUUCAUCAGAACACAUUCAGAGACUUUUCCUUGUCCUUCAGCAGUGAAUGGGUGCCGUCAGAAUGAGAGUCCAAACAGCCGAUGAGCCGCGCCGCUCCAAUCAGUUAACAUCCUGUGAAGGACAAAAGCUGUGUGUCUGUAAGAAACAAAUCUGUCAUUGAGGCGUUUUAACUUUAAACCGCUGCUUCCGGGCAAAAUAUUAGUCCCGUGAUCACACUUCAUCUAUCUUCUGUAGUCCGCUCACAUCAAAAUCCACCAACAUGUUCAUUCUGAACUGGCCUGCUUUUGCUCAUAAAUAGUGUUCGAUCCCUGCAUUCAGACGAGACGAUUCAAAACAGGACUUGCAUACUCCAAGUGAAAACUUUUGAAAACGCAUUGAUUGAUGGACUGGAGAGGUGUGGCUUACUUGGGAUGUUUUUAUCAGCCGCUUGGACUCUAAAUCCGACGGCACCCAUUCACUUCAGCUUCGCUUUCUCCAAAUCCGUUUUAAAAGAAGAAACAAACUCCUUUAUAAAGGUGAUGGCGUUUUCGUAUCUUGAACUCUCCAGCUUGACCUUUGGUCCGCGCGCACGGUUGUUUCCUGUAAUUAAGACGCUUCCUCGACUAACCCCCGUCUAGCGGUGUCCGUCUGUAAGAAUAGAGUCUGUGGUAUGAAUGUUAAAAGAUACUUUCACUGUCUUCACUUUAACUCAACGUUCUAGAAAUGACAAAUGACUUCUGUCACAAUCUUUGUCUUGUUGGGAAUCAAGGGCUGAAUAAAGAGUUCUAUAUUUAAAUAUGA
Messenger RNA from Puntigrus tetrazona (Sumatra barb), 3209 nucleotides. It is a transcript of the gene tcf19l, whose product is annotated as transcription factor 19 (SC1), like. Gene Ontology annotation, molecular function: protein binding. NCBI's taxonomy places the organism in Eukaryota, Metazoa, Chordata, Actinopteri, Cypriniformes, Cyprinidae. Gene Ontology annotation, cellular component: nucleus. Gene Ontology annotation, biological process: regulation of gene expression. The record is from RefSeq and is a predicted model, not a curated record. Bases 468 to 2003 code for a protein of 511 amino acids. The transcript is spliced from 4 exons.